Molecule: messenger RNA, 272 nt
Organism: Moneuplotes crassus
Lineage: Eukaryota; Ciliophora; Spirotrichea; Euplotida; Euplotidae
Source: the annotation of a GenBank genome assembly
UAAUAUUUAUUAUUAAGAUAAAAUGUCUUCCAAAUCCAUUAGGAAGAAGCUAAUGCUUGCUAAGAAGCUCAAGCAGAACAAGCCAUUGCCAAACUGGUUUAGAUUCAAGAAAAACACUACCAUCAGAUGGAACGCCAAGAGAAGAAACUGGAGAAGAACCAAGCUCAAGUUGUAAAUCUGCUUCUUGAAGGACUCUUUGUCUUCUUCAUCUACUUCAAGCAGUCAUUUAUUCUAUAAAUGGGAGAUAUUAGAGUUCUUUGCAAUAAUAAAGU